Molecule: messenger RNA, 1067 nt
Organism: Andrographis paniculata
Lineage: Eukaryota; Viridiplantae; Streptophyta; Magnoliopsida; Lamiales; Acanthaceae
Product: probable aquaporin SIP2-1
Exons: 3
Coding region: 61-789 (242 amino acids)
Biological process (GO): transmembrane transport
Cellular component (GO): membrane
Molecular function (GO): channel activity
Source: RefSeq, a predicted model, not a curated record
GUGCCCAAAACGGUUCCCAGAGUUUGCUCCCUCGUUUGGAUUCGAGAUCGGCGGCGGGUAAUGCAGGACGGGCGGUGGCAGCGGCGGUUUCUGGCCGCAGAUUUUGUUUUGUCGUUUAUGUGGGUAUGGUCGGGCGUGCUCGUAACGAUUUUUGUGCAGAAACUCAUAGGUUACGGCGCGCAUCAAUUGGAAGGCGAUGUUGUUCGAUAUGCGAUCUCGAUCCUGAACAUGUUCUUCUUCGCGUUCAUGAGUAAGGUCACCAAGGGAGGGGCCUACAAUCCGCUCACGGUGCUGGCGGACGCGGUGUUGGGGGAUUUUUCCAAUUUCCUUUUCACUGUUGGCGCCAGAAUCCCUGCGCAGGUUGUUGGAUCUGUUUACGGGGUGAGGCUUAUUCUUAAUACACUGCACGGAAUGGUGCACGGGCCGCGCUUAACUGUUGACAUAGCAAAGGGAGCAUUGACAGAAGGCUUUCUAACAUUCGGCAUUGUGAUAAUCACCCUUGGUCUGUCUAGACCAGGUAGCCGAGGUUUCCUGAUGAAUACUUGGAUAUCCUGCACCUCCAAGCUUUCUCUUCACAUACUCGGCUCAGAUCUAACUGGAGGAUGCAUGAAUCCAGCGGCUGUAAUGGGUUGGGCCUUUGCUCAAGGAGAGCACAUUACCAAAGAGCACUUAGUUGUUUACUGGCUUGCGCCGGUCCUCGCCACUUUGGCAGCCGUAUGGGUGUUUAAUAUAAUAGCAAAGCCUACUACGGGCGAGGCCCCGAAGGCGAAACCAGGAAAAUCAGAUUGAACUAGGAUUCUUGAUUCUUGAUUCUUGUCUAGUUGAGGAUUUAGAAAUUCAUUUUUUUGGUAGAAGAUUAAUAGGAGUAGAAAUAAGUUUUGUUGGUGUUUAGUUUGAUGUACUUUAGACAAAAUUUGGAUUUGGUAAAGUAGAGAUGUUCAUUCAUACAAUCUAAACCCCUGUUUGGUAGUGACUUUAAUACAAUAACAGGAUGAUUACUCUAUAGAAUGGAGGGAGAGAUUCUUCAAUAGACAAGUCGGGGUUCGAAUUCUGCAAAGUCGACUGAA